UUUCUUCCGUGGUGAGGAAUACUGGUUGGUUUUUCUACUUGAUAAUUUUAGAGUUCAAAUAAACACCAGUAAGUUGAUAUUGGAAAUUUCUAACAAGAAAGCUUUAAUUUUCCUCAGCUGUCUGUAGAGAAAUGUGUGCAUUCAUGCUGGUGCUGUUUAUGCAGGAGAGAUCAAGCCAUGGCUGGUUUGCUCUUAACAGAAACACUUGGCCACGGAGCCUCCUUUGCCAGUUGGUACCCACCCCAUGCACUCCAAUGCACUGCCCUAAAUAAGGUGUUUUAUUUCUCCCCUCAACCUAAAGUCCACAUGGAAACCUUGUAAGUUUCUCUUUUUAGACUUACUUUCCUUUUUUUCUACUUGUUUUUGUGUGGAAAAUCCCAGUAAAGGUAAUGGUAAAUGUCCUGCCAUUCUCAUGACCAUGGACAAUCAGUAUGCUAGGGCCUAACUUACACGGUAGCCUUGCAUGAUGUUUAGCUGGUGUCUGAGAGAACAAUUUUUGUUUAGGCUGAUAACCUUUGCUUUAAUAUCUUCUCUUUUUAGCAUAUAAGGUGUAUGGUUCAUAAGUGCUUUCUGGUUCUUUUAGUGGUAUGAUCUAAUUUCUGCAAGCUAAUUUUGGACUGCUCUGCACUGUGUUACAAGUACACAAAAGCGUGUUAAUUUCGAGCUUGGCUGGGAAGCAGGAAAGGAACGGCUUCUUGACUGCUAAAUGAAAAUGCAGAAAUGCAAGCAGGGAAAAUGUGCAAUAAUUUGUCAAACUUUGAGGACCUCACUUGGCUCCUGAGAAUUUGUAGAUAAUGGAUCAGUGGGGAGGAUACACUGUUCAUAAUACUGAAAUACUCUGGUUUCUGUGAAGGUAAGGUGGUGGCAUGUGUAGAUUGUGUGCUCAGAUGACUGCCUUGUCACCUUCUGUGACAAACAGGUCCCUUUUCUAUAGCAAGAGUCAUUUGGAUCCGUAGGGAUGGGCAGAAUAGGGGCUCCAAAAAGCAAAGCAAUUCCUGUAGAAAAAUCUGAAAUUUAAGACUUAACUGCUUGUGUCAUUUUCAGAACAUAAAGAACUGACAUUGGAGGUGUUUAUGUAUUCAUUACAUGAUGGGAAACCAUGAAGUAUUCAUCAUCAUAUCAGCUCCAAAAUACUAAUGAAACUUCUGUGACAAUCAGCUGGAGUGUUCCCCUUUCUAUACACCUCAUCCUUUCGUCAUUCUUUGUUGCUGCAAAUGUGAUUUGAAGCAAACCUGGGUUUCCUGUGCUGUGAACUGUCCUGAGCCCCUGAGGCAGGCAGGGACAGAGUGGCAGAGGCUGGUGGGAGGAGGUGGUGCCUGAGCAGUCAGGAUCCGAGGAGGAUGCUGGCAUUGCCUGCCAAAGGUGACUCCUGGAACACUUGGAGACUUUGACAGCAGUUCUGAGACCACCCAUGGCUCCCAGGCCAGCUCUAGUUUCAAGGAUUCCUGCUGAUGCUUUUCCUGAGGGAAGCCAUGCCCUACCACAGAGUCCUUCGCCUGGUCGUGCUAACGCUGUGCAGCAUUCUGGUCCCAGCUGUGCUGGCAGCAGAGUACCCGCAGGACCCGGUCCCCACCCUCUGGAACGAGCCGCCCGAGCUGCCCUCUGGAGCCGGUCCCUUCGACGCUGCCGCCGCCACCACCGCGCGGCUGUCGGACGCCACUGCCUUCCCCCCGUACACCUCUGAGCUGGAGCCCGAGGACACCACCCACCUGCACCGCCUGGACACGGGGGACGGCUCACUGGGGCCUGGAGCUAUUGGUGCCAUUGUCAUCGCCUCCCUCCUGGGUACAUCUGUGCUUGUGGCCUUGGUUGUCAUCACACUGAGAAAGUUCUCGGCCUCCUGAACUCAAUAAAACAUUUUUCUGUUACACAA
Messenger RNA from Taeniopygia guttata (zebra finch), 1873 nucleotides. It is a transcript of the gene SNORC, whose product is annotated as secondary ossification center associated regulator of chondrocyte maturation. NCBI's taxonomy places the organism in Eukaryota, Metazoa, Chordata, Aves, Passeriformes, Estrildidae. Gene Ontology annotation, biological process: cartilage development. The record is from RefSeq and is a predicted model, not a curated record. Gene Ontology annotation, cellular component: cell periphery.